GGUGUCUGCUGCCAACCAGCAGCCGGCGGCCGAGCCGAGGAGAGCAAGGAACGGAGCGGGGACUUGUCAUGGAGCCCCCGAGGGACCAAGGGCUGCUGAGAAGUGACUCUAUACCUGAGGUUGGAGAGGAUGCUGCUGCUACAGUUGGUAUGGCAGAAACAUUUUCAGAAGAAGAACAGGAAGAGCUAAGAAAAGAGCUUGCUAAGGUGGAAGAAGAAAUCCAGACACUCUCACAAGUGCUAGCUGCCAAAGAGAAACAUCUAGCGGAAAUAAAGAGAAAGCUGGGAAUUAACUCAUUACAGGAACUAAAGCAGAACAUUACCAAAAGCUGGCAAGAUGUCACCUCAACCACAGCAUACAAGAAAACAUCAGAAACCCUCUCUCAGGCUAGUCAGAAGGCUUCUGCUGCUUUUUCAUCUGUUGGUUCAGUCCUAACCAAGAAGUUUGAAGAUGUCAGAAAUUCACCUACUUUCAAAUCCUUUGAAGAAAAGGUUGAAAACUUGAAGUCUAAAGUUGGAGGAAGACAACCUGCUGGGGGAGACUUUGGAGAAGUUCUCAACUCUGCUGCCAAUGCCAGUGCCACAGAAACGAUUGCAGAACAAACACAGGAGGAGACCCACUGAGAUUCCUGCUGCUGUCCUGCUACCCACUGCCAGAUGCUGCAAGUGAAAACUAAGCACACUUGUAACAUUAUUUGCGCUUUUCCCACCAGAUGUGCUUUUAUUUAGCAUGUAGCUGUUUUACUAGGUUAACUGAUACCAAGCUUUUUUGUGGGUUCAAAAUAUUUUUGAAACUAAAACACACUGGGGUUUUGUGUGGGAAGGGGAAUUUUUAUGCCUUUCAAGCGUUUAAAGGACUUACCUGUAAUUUGAAGGCAACCUUUAAAAUAUAGCAAUGAAAAAGCCCUCUUUGGAUAAGUUAAUUAUAUUGUACAUAUACUGUGGAUACAUAAAUCCUUUUGAAUCUGUAACUACUGCUCAACUUAAUCAUUACGAAUCUGCUGCUGUUGCCAAACUGAAGUUUAUGAUUACUUCAGUUUAAGUGUUGCCUGCAGAGGACAUCAGGCCAGGGGGAUUGCGCCCAGCUAAAGACAGGACUUCUUCAGGCUUUAAGUAAGUUACUUGUAGCAGGAUUACACCUCGAUAAGAAGAACCUGUCUUACAAGUGUGUUCCUCAUACGCAGUUGCAGACAGGGUAAUACAUAACAUCUAGAACUUACCCAUUUGUCUGUGGAUUAUCCACCUAGGAAGGAAGCUCCUGACCAUCACAGAUGAAAGCAAUAUACCUAGCAGUGCUGGUUUCAUUCAGUUACAGUAACAUGUUCAGUUUUGUUUUUUGUACAUGAUGCUAAUGUGGUAGGAUACACUGCUGAACUUCUGAUCAGUUGUGAAUAAAUUCAUCUUAAUUCACCCAUGGUGGCAUCACACUUAGACUAACAAAGCACAGACUGUAAGAGUAAGCCUGAGAAUGACACUGGUUCUUUUCUAGGCAGCAAGAGAACUGCUCUCAAAUGCUGAUGCUGCUUCCUUGGUAGGCUGACCAUUGGAAACAUCUGCUAUACUGUCUUACUCUUUUUACAUGGUAAAAGCCCUGUUCCUGUUUAAGACUCCAGCAAUCUGUCACAGUGCAGUGUAGCUCUCCUACAAGAUCUGUUCUCCUACAAGAUCUUUCUCCUACAUGAUCUUUCUCCUACAUGUUGCUUUAGCUGAUGUACUCCUCAAGUCUCUUGUAUGUUGUGUCUUCCUGGCACAUGAAGUUGGUAUGGUUAGAAUUGGAAACAAGUUUUGAAAACAGUUGUGUGAAGUUCAUGAAACUUUAACUUGCCACAAAUGUUUGGAGGAAAAAAGAGUCGGCUCCUGACAACCUUGUGUGUCUGAUGUGGUAAAUAUGCUUAAUUACAUGUGAGAAGCUUAAUAAAAACACGUAUGUGAGGAA
Molecule: messenger RNA, 1935 nt
Organism: Melopsittacus undulatus (budgerigar)
Lineage: Eukaryota; Metazoa; Chordata; Aves; Psittaciformes; Psittaculidae
Gene: TPD52
Product: tumor protein D52
Exons: 6
Coding region: 69-623 (184 amino acids)
Biological process (GO): B cell differentiation
Cellular component (GO): cytoplasm
Source: RefSeq, a predicted model, not a curated record